Molecule: messenger RNA, 295 nt
Organism: Paraglomus brasilianum
Lineage: Eukaryota; Fungi; Glomeromycota; Glomeromycetes; Paraglomerales; Paraglomeraceae
Source: the annotation of a GenBank genome assembly
UCUGACCAAAAGCACAACCAACGCAGCGUUGCGAAAAGUGCCCAAUGAACCAGUAGAACUCUGGGAAACGUUUCUAGACGACGCAUUCGCCGCGUCAUUCAAAAUUGAUCAACAAACGCGUUGCUUUUCCUCACCUAUCGUCCAAGUGACAAAAGUCUGUCCAGACGUUAUUCGCUGUAGCGCCAAUAACCGUGAAGAGCUCGAGCAAGGGAUCAGCUUCUGGUUAGUUGCAGUAGGCGAAGUCAAACACGAAUUGCUGAUUGGUAAUGUGAAUGGAGCUACACACUGCAUAUAA